Molecule: messenger RNA, 4122 nt
Organism: Haemorhous mexicanus (house finch)
Lineage: Eukaryota; Metazoa; Chordata; Aves; Passeriformes; Fringillidae
Gene: SCUBE2
Product: signal peptide, CUB domain and EGF like domain containing 2
Exons: 22
Coding region: 16-2898 (960 amino acids)
Biological process (GO): signal transduction
Cellular component (GO): cell surface
Molecular function (GO): calcium ion binding
Source: RefSeq, a predicted model, not a curated record
GCAGCAGCGCCAUCCAUGGGGUCCGGCGGCCGCCGCGGCGCGACGGGGGCGCGGGCGCUGCCGCUGCUGCUCCUGCUGCUGCCCGCGCCGGGCGGCCCCGCCGCGCUGGCCCUGCCCGAUGUGGACGAGUGUGCCCUGGGGCUGGAUGACUGCCACCCAGAUGCUAUUUGUCAGAACACCCCCAAGCUGUACAAGUGCAUGUGCAAAAUGGGUUACACCGGCGAAGGGAGGAAAUGUGAAGACAUUGAUGAAUGUGACAACGACUUCAAUGGGGGCUGUGUCCACGAGUGUUUCAACAUUCCAGGGAAUUACCGCUGCACUUGCUACGAUGGCUUUAUGCUGGCUCAUGAUGGCCACAACUGCCUGGACACAGACGAGUGCAUGUUCAACAACGGUGGCUGCCAGCACGUUUGUGUCAACACCGUGGGGAGCUACGAGUGCCGCUGCAAGGAGGGAUUCUUCCUCAGCGACAACCAGCACACCUGCAUCCACCGCUCCGAAGAAGGCAUGAGCUGCAUGAACAAAGACCACGGCUGUGCCCACAUCUGCAGAGAAACACCCAAAGGAGGAGUUGCCUGUGAAUGCCGACCGGGAUUUGAGCUGUCCAAGAACCAGAGGAGCUGCAUUUUGACAUGCAACCACGGCAACGGGGGCUGCCAGCACACGUGUGACGAUGCUGACCACGGGCCCGUCUGCGGCUGCCACCCCAAGUACGUCAUGCACGUGGAUGGCAAAACCUGCCUGGAGAGGGAAGAAGCUGCUGUUGAAGUUUCUGAGGGAAACACCACAGCAGCCGCUGAUGUGGACAAGAGAGUGAAGCGACGCUUGCUUAUGGAAACGUGCGCGGUGAACAACGGCGGCUGCGACCGCACCUGCAAGGACACCUCCACAGGAGUGCACUGCAGCUGCCCCGUGGGAUUCACGCUCCAGUUCGAUGGCAAGACAUGCAAAGAUAUUGAUGAAUGCCAGUCCAAUAAUGGAGGCUGUGAUCAUUUCUGUAAAAACACUGUUGGCAGUUUUGAUUGCAGCUGCAGAAAAGGAUUUAAAUUAUUAACAGAUGAGAAGUCCUGUCAAGACAUCGACGAGUGCUCCUUCGAGCGGGCGUGCGACCACACGUGCACCAACCAGCCCGGCACCUUCCAGUGCUCCUGUAACAAGGGAUACGCCCUCUACGGCUUCACCCACUGUGGAGAUAUUAAUGAAUGUAGCAUCAACAAUGGGGGUUGCCAGCAGCUGUGUGUGAACACACUGGGAGAUUACGAAUGCCUGUGUCAGUCUAACUACAAGCUACACUGGAAUAAAAAGGACUGUGUUGAGACAAAAGAUCCCUUGUCUGAUAAUGUGUCACCCAAGGUGCUGCUGCACUGCCUAAAGAGUGGUGGGAGUGACAGAUGCUUUUUGAGCUGCUCUCCAGAUGUCCAGGUGUUCUCUGGAACACAGGAUGCCUACACCCUCACCUGUGGCAGGUCCUCUCAGCUUAAGAAAAAGCAGCAAAAUGCAAAUGCUUCUAGCUGGCUGGAUGCUUCAGCCAUCAAGAUAAGCGUAACCUUUAAACUAAACGAAGGAAAAUGUAGUUUGAAAAAGACUGAGAUGUUUCAAGAAGGUCUGGAGCAGAUGAUACCAGAGAGACAAAAUUCAGUAAUGGAGAGCUUCCACUAUGUAAACCUAACAUGCAGCUCUGGCAAGAAAGUUCCUGGAGCCCUCAGUAGACUGGCAGCGACUAGAGAGAUUUUUAUCACCGCGGACUUUGAGCUUGAAACAAGCCGGAAGGAGGUGACAGACACGUGCGACGUGCGCUGUGCCCGCAAGAAGACGGAGAAGCGGUUCCGGAAAACCAUCCGCACCCUGCGCAAGACGGUCAGCAGGGACCAGUUCCGCAUCCGCCUCUCGGGCACCGACCACGAGCCGGCCAGGAAGGCUCCCAGGCCCUCCGAGCCACAGCAGUCCUGUGCCGUGGGACAGCUGCACCCAGGGCUCAGAUGUGAUCAGUGCUCCCCUGGUGAAUAUUCUCCUGAUGGCUUCAAGCCCUGUCUGCCGUGUCCCCUGGGAACGUACCAGCCUGAGGCUGGCAGGGUGUCCUGCUUUCCCUGUGGAGGAGCUCUAACAACCAGGCACAGCGGGGCAUCCCUGUUCCAGGACUGUGAGACCAAAGUUCAGUGUUCUCCUGGCCAUUUUUACAACACCACAACUCACCGAUGUAUUCGCUGUGCAACUGGGACAUACCAGCCUGAGUUUGGACAAAACUACUGCAUUUCCUGCCCUGGAAACACCACUACUGAUUUUGAUGGGUCAACAAACAUAACACAGUGCAAAAACAGGCAGUGUGGAGGGGAGCUGGGAGAUUACACUGGAUAUAUUGAAUCGCCCAACUAUCCUGGGGACUACCCUGCAAACACCGAGUGCACUUGGAACAUCAACCCGCCGCCCAAGCGCCGCAUCCUGAUCGUGGUCCCAGAAAUAUUCCUGCCCAUCGAAGAUGAGUGUGGAGACUACCUGGUGAUGAGAAAGAGCUCUUCUUCCAACUCGGUGACCACGUACGAGACCUGCCAGACCUACGAGCGCCCCAUAGCUUUCACCUCCCGGUCCAAGAAACUGUGGAUCCAGUUCAAGUCCAAUGAAGGGAACAGUGCCAAAGGAUUCCAAGUCCCUUAUGUAACCUAUGAUGAGGAUUACCAAGAGCUAAUAGAGGACAUUGUUCGGGACGGCAGACUUUAUGCAUCUGAAAACCAUCAAGAAAUACUUAAGGACAAGAAGCUGAUAAAAGCACUGUUUGACGUGUUGGCACACCCGCAGAACUACUUCAAGUACACAGCCCAGGAGUCCAGAGAGAUGUUCCCAAGAUCCUUCAUUCGGCUGCUGCGCUCCAAAGUUUCCAGAUUUCUGAGGCCUUACAAAUAGUUGGCCUCAGAACAUACAAUAUCACUGAACUUAAAAGCUGAACCAGCCCUGGGCAUGCACAGAGGGGCUGUGGUAGGUGGGGCUGCUCUCUGUGUUUUACACACUGGCAGAGACACUCUAGGGAAGCUCGCCAGCUCCGUUCUCAGCUUAUAUAAAUAUUUUGGUGAACAGAAUUUUGAUUCCUUUCCAGAUAAUACCUUUUGGGUACCAGAGGACACCUCACGUGUCCCUGAAUUGGAGACUGCCCAUGAUUUCUGUAACUGAAGGGCGCCAAGCAGAAGUUUGUAGAGCUCUGGCCUGUAGCUUCAUCAGCACCUCUAAAAGCUAAUGAGGACAGACAGGCUGAGCAGUGUGGUCUGGGAUGAGCCCUGGGCUGCCAUUAAUGCCUGUUACCUCAACAAAGCUGGGUUCGUGCUCGGUCUCGCUGAAAGUGAGAACAGGAUUGAUGAUUCUCUUAACAUUUGCCAUGCAGGAAAUUCAGAGCUAAGGUUGACACAGUUUAAAUUCAAACCAGUGAGGCCGAGAGCUGCACAAGGUGAAGUUUUUCUCUGAACUACACGUGGCCUGAAGCAAAGGGUUGAAUACCAGCUUGAAUGUUCAGAGUCUGGCUCACACAGUGACCUAUUGGCUGAAGUGGAGCGAUACCAGAAUAAACUGUGGGCACCACAGCAGCGGAAAGCAGGCCCUGACCCACUGGACAUUUCCAUUUUGGGCUGUCUGCAGCUGUUAGAGCAGAUCAGAUUCUUUCCCAAAUCCCAGUGUUGCCCCAUGCAUAGGCCUGGGACAGCAACAGGCAUUUUCCAAGUUGUGUGAAAUUCUGCCCUCUGGGCACCUGCAGGUGAACACAGAAGCCCCAUUUUAAAUGCAGGCUUUGCAUAGAUGAUGCUCUUGGUACAACACUGUUAAAAGCUGAAUAAGGUUCUUGUGUGAACCUCAGUUGUCAUAUUCUCUACUUUUUCUGAGCACCUUGCAAUGGCCUUGUGGAGCAGAGAAGAGCUGCUUUCUCUGCCUGGCUGGAGAGAAGGAGAGGGACAAUGAUUCAGCCAGACUGUGGCCACAAAAGCUGUCUAUGGCAAAUUGUUCCUCAGGAUUCCCAGGCUCUGUGUCCUUCUCCUCAGGCUGUGUUUCCCAUUGGAGACAAAGCUAUUCUGAGAGGGCCUGUAGGGAAAUCUGUGCUGAUCAAAAUGUUGUCUCAGUGCUCUCCUGCCCACACCUACAUCUCCU